Molecule: messenger RNA, 2157 nt
Organism: Paramecium tetraurelia
Lineage: Eukaryota; Ciliophora; Oligohymenophorea; Peniculida; Parameciidae
Exons: 6
Biological process (GO): reciprocal meiotic recombination
Cellular component (GO): nucleus
Molecular function (GO): double-stranded DNA binding
Source: RefSeq, a predicted model, not a curated record
AUGGAAAAAUUUCUUAAUGAAUUAAGGAGAGUUGACAUAUUUGGUUACCAAAUCACAUUGAGAAUGAACUAGCAAUCCACUUAUAGAACAGGUUUGGGAGGUUUGAUGUCCAUUAUUGUGAUUGGAGUGAUGAUAUGGCAGUUUUCAGCUAACUUUAAUUCGCUUCUCAAUAAGGAACAAUUGAAUGCUGUAUCCAUCACUGAGUAUGACCCCAAAAUCUCGGAUACUACAAUAACAGAUAAACAAUUGCUAUUUGCUAUUGCAAUAUAACAGGAGGACUUUAUUCACAAUCCCUUUUUCAACAUCUCUCUAGUCUAGAAGUAUAACAAAGUUCUCCUAAUUUUUAGAUAAAAUUAUAGGUAUCAGAAUGGUUCUCAGGAGUCUUUGUCUAAAGAAAUCCCUCUAGUGGAAUGUACAUAAGACCGAUUCGAAAAGUACUUUUAGAGAGAAGGGAGUGACUUUUCCUAACUGUACUUCAACUCGUCCUCUUUAUCAGAUUAUCUCUGUCCAGUGGAGGAAGCAAAUUUCAAGUUGGGAGGUGAGGACUUUUCGUAUAUAUAAAUUAUUAUAAGCAAAUGCAAUGCCCAAGAAGCUUUGAAUAGGGGGUACGAGUGUGCCAACCAGAAACAACUGGAUGAAUUUCUGGCAUUACAUGGAAGCUUUAAAUUUCAAAUCUAUAACAUCAACUCUAUUAUCAACCCAUAUAAAUCGGAUGACAACUAUAAGUAGCUCUAUUUGGAUGACUCAUUGCAAUACACUUUCAUUCCCAAUAAAAUCGGAAGAACAAUAGAUGUCUACCUAAAACAUUACCACAUAGUUUAGGAUAACAGUUUGAUACCGUUGAGUGAAACCUAUGUAACUGACACAUUUGCAAUUGAAUAAUUAGAAACUAAGGUUGUGUCUGAACUCGGAAAUCAAGCAUCUGAUUAAUACGUUUAGAUCAAUUUCAAACGAAGUCCCUUCAAGACCACAAUCACAAGAAAUUAUAUGAAAUUUGAUGAAAUGCUAUCCAAUUUGGGAGGAAUCCAAUAAAUCCUAUUCUUCUUCGUUGGAAUUGUCGUAACUCUAUACAAUAAAUUAUAAAUGAUGAUCGAAUUGGCUAAUAGAGUCUAUGAAUUUUCAUUAGACAACACUGAAAAAUUGAGAUAAUAAUAAGAGAAAUUGGAAUUGAUAAAUUUAGCCUUAUAGCAAUAACAAAGAUAGUAAAAGGAACCUGGUUCAUCAGUCAAUAAUUCAGAUGAGGAGGAUAAACCUCAAACAGUUCAUCAAACACUGAUACAUCAAAAGGAGAACAAUCAAGUUAUAAAGAAAUUAACCGGAGUCAAAAGAUUCAAGGCUGUUGUCUAAUACUUAACUGUGUUUAAACAAAAUAAUCUAUAAACCCAACAAAAAAAGGAGAGUUUUCGGAUUAUUUAAGAUCAAUAGAUGUUAGCAAUAUAAUUGAAUUGCAAAUCUGGUCUGGAAUAUUUUGAGAAACAAAUUAAAUCGAUAAUAAGUAGAGCUAAGCCUAUCUAUUUAUCAUUUAAAAUCUUGGUGAAUGUGAUCACUUGUAACAGAUUAUUUUCAAAAUAGCCCAAAAUAAGAUUGAUUAAUAAAGGCAUGCAGUAAGCAGCUGAAUAAAUAGACAUUUAUAACAUUGUUUAAAACAUGAAUGAGAUGAUUAAAUUGAAAGAAGUAGUGUUAUCUUAUCAUCAAUAAUUGAUGUUUGGUUUUACUCCGAAACCCCAAAUCACACUAGAUGACAGGACGACCUAACCAACUCGAGAUAUUCUGACUCUGAAAUUGAAGGAGAAGGAUCAAGAUGAGGAAACUGGAGGUGGAGACAUAUUCAAACUUAAGAGAGGGAGUGCCAAUUAGGACAAUUAUCUAUUGUAUGCCAAAAUAUAUAAUGUAAUUUGUUUAAUUUAUAUUGACAAGUCGUAUGAUGAUGUUCUUCGAUAGAGUGAGGAUGAGGUGCAGAAUAAGAAAAAUAAUGUCAGCAAAUAAUUGAUUGAAAAAUUAGGUCCUGAAUUGCAAUUGAUAUUUAAACUAUCUAAAUUGAUUGAUUUCCAAUCUCAAAAUAGUACAUAGGUUCAAGUAAAGACUCCUCAUCGUAGAGGUGCUAUGCAACAAAAAGAACAAAAUGUGUAUGCAAAAAUGUUUAAUCCAAACACCUGA